CCCCACCCCGUUGCUAUGGGCGUGGCCCUGCCCCCCUCACGAUGCCCCCGCCCUUCCGCUCCUCCACUUCCGCUUCCGCCGCCGCCGCCGCCGGAAGCGCUGAUUGCCGCCGCUGCAGCCAUGGCCUCAAGGUUACUGCGGGUGGGCGCGGCGCUGCGGUUUCUGCCCGCCGCUACCGGCCGGGCUGCGCCCGUAAGGAGCUUCGCUGCGCCUGGCGACCUCGCCACGGAUGAGGAGCAGGCGACGGGGCUGGAGCGGAAGGUGCUGGAGGCCAUGAAUAAAGGCCUGGAUCCCUACAGCAUGUUCCGGCCGAAGCGCUACGCGGGCACCAAGGAGGACCCCAACCUCGUGCCUUCCAUCACUGAUAAACGCAUCGUGGGCUGCGUCUGUGAAGAGGACAACAGCUGUGUCAUCUGGUUCUGGCUGCACAAAGGGGAGGCGCAGCGCUGCCCGUCCUGUGGCUCUCACUACAAACUCAUCCCACACGAGCUGCCCCACUGAGAGCCCCCCCUCCUCAGCAGCCCCCAGGGGGGGGUUCCUGGGCUGCGAGACCCCCCUCCCUCCCCCAGCACCCGUCUGGUUUUCAAAAGCUGAGCCGCUGCAGCGCUUGUUCUGCUGUGUCCCCCCCACCUUAUAUAGAAAAAGAACUGUGUGUGGAAA
Messenger RNA from Phasianus colchicus (ring-necked pheasant), 660 nucleotides. It is a transcript of the gene COX5B, whose product is annotated as cytochrome c oxidase subunit 5B. Gene Ontology annotation, cellular component: mitochondrial envelope; respiratory chain complex IV. The record is from RefSeq and is a predicted model, not a curated record. Lineage: Eukaryota; Metazoa; Chordata; Aves; Galliformes; Phasianidae. Gene Ontology annotation, biological process: mitochondrial electron transport, cytochrome c to oxygen.